This is a messenger RNA of Gamsiella multidivaricata, 879 nucleotides long. RefSeq lists its product as uncharacterized. The coding region runs from base 245 to 742 and encodes 165 amino acids. The record is from RefSeq and is a predicted model, not a curated record. The transcript has a single exon. Lineage: Eukaryota; Fungi; Mortierellomycota; Mortierellomycetes; Mortierellales; Mortierellaceae.
UUACUUGCGUGACAUUGUUCGUUAAUUGGUUAAUUGAGGAAUAGAUCCUUUGAAGGCUUUAUAUAUGGUAUCUGGAGCCAAGCAUAAAAGUGUGGCUCAAUGCGUGUUCGAUUGCGGCAAUUUGAGCUCCAAGGUUUUAGCCUGUUCCUUCUGACAAAGUAACAUUUUUCGAUAAAUAUGACCGAGUCUUUUUUUAUAUCGAUCAUCAAAUUUCCUAUCGACUGAUGUCUAUCGUUUCGUUCCAAUGCCGCCAGAAUCAAACGAAGAAGAGGGCCAUUCAAAUGUUGACAUAGAUCCACAGGUGCCAAUCACUAUUAGACGCGUGCCGACUAGCUUUCGGAGAGUUACCUUUACUAAUGAGGCCAAACAAGACAAGGAAGUCCCCGUGAAGCGAUGUGCUGUUUGCUGUAGACUGCUAUACAAGGAAGAGUACUUUGCGCUCCGGAAAGAUGAUCAAAACAUAAUCGAAGAGAAAUUCUUUCAAGCAAGGGCUGAAGCACUGGCGGAAGGAGCUACUCCCGAGUUUGCGCAAUCGAUGACUUGGCCAUUGCUGAAUUACUGUGACAAUGAUGGAAUGCGGAUUCGUGAACUUGAUGUAAAACCUGGUGGCAAACAUUCAGGCUCAAUCGUUGUCUGUGCUAGACAUAAAUCAGGGAGAAGAAAAGACUUGGACGGUGUCUUUAGUUACGUAAGUUGGAGACAGACAUAUGAUGAUUUAUUUCCUCAGAUACGGUUGUACUGAUGUGUUGUGAAUAUGUGGGUAUUAGAUGAAGUUUGUCAACGAGAAUUGGAUGUACCCAGGUGAACAACCUGAUGAAAUUAGAGACCUUAAUCCAGUCGGUGAGGGAUAUCUGAGUCCAAUUUUGGUAUUCUGUGAAU